GACGACGAUGAGGAGGAGGAAGGGGAAGAGGAGCACGCAAGAACGUGGGAGAAACGCACCCGUCAGAGGGAACCGAAUAUUUUCAUUCAGAAGAAAGGAAGGACUAACGAAGGGCGCUGUUUAGAACACACAGGUUUGGCUGGUGCUCAAAGCCACACCAAGCCGCUGUGUACCCCCUAGUCAAAGGAUAAACUACAACUCCCAGCCUGCUCUGCGCGGCCCGGCGGCUGCGCAGACGCGUGCGCGUGGGCGGUCAUGGGAGUUCAGCAUGGCGGCGUUUGCAGAUUUAGACCUCCGAGCGAGUUCUGAUCUGAAGGCUUUGCGCGGAAUGGUGGAAACUGCCGCUCACCUUGGUUAUUCAGUUGUUGCCAUCAAUCAUAUUGUUGACUUUAAGGAAAAGAAACAGGAAAUUGAAAAACCAAUAGCAGUUUCUGAGCUUUUCACAACUUUGCCGAUUAUUCAGGGAAAAUCAAGACCAAUUAAAAUUUUAACUAGAUUGACGAUUAUAGUUACAGAUCCAUCUCACUGCAAUGUUUUGAGGGCGACUUCUUCAAGGGUCCGGCUGUAUGAUAUCAUUGCAGUUUUUCCAAAGACAGAAAAACUUUUCCAUGUUGCUUGCACACAUUUAGAUGUGGAUUUAGUCUGUGUUACUGUAACAGAGAAACUGCCAUUUUACUUUAAAAGACCACCAAUUAAUGUGGCAAUUGACCGAGGUCUGGGCUUUGAACUGGUCUAUAGCCCUGCUGUCAGAGACUCUACAAUGAGAAGGUACACGAUUUCCAACGCCCUCAAUUUGAUGCAGAUCUGCAAAGGAAAGAAUGUAAUUAUAUCUAGUGCUGCAGAAAGGCCUUUGGAAAUAAGAGGACCAUAUGAUGUGGCAAACUUAGGGCUGCUGUUUGGGCUGUCCGAAGGUGAUGCCAAAGCCGCGGUGUCCACUAACUGCCGAGCAGUGCUUCUCCAUGGAGAAACUAGAAAAACUGCUUUUGGAAUUAUUUCUACAGUUAAGAAACCUCGACCAUCAGAAGGGGAUGAUGAUUCUCUUCCAGCUUGCAAA
Molecule: messenger RNA, 1054 nt
Organism: Octodon degus (degu)
Lineage: Eukaryota; Metazoa; Chordata; Mammalia; Rodentia; Octodontidae
Gene: Rpp30
Product: ribonuclease P/MRP subunit p30
Exons: 12
Biological process (GO): tRNA processing
Cellular component (GO): nucleolar ribonuclease P complex
Molecular function (GO): RNA binding
Source: RefSeq, a predicted model, not a curated record